Messenger RNA from Parastagonospora nodorum SN15, 864 nucleotides. RefSeq lists its product as hypothetical. The transcript has 2 exons. The record is from RefSeq and is a predicted model, not a curated record. The coding region runs from base 1 to 864 and encodes 287 amino acids. NCBI's taxonomy places the organism in Eukaryota, Fungi, Ascomycota, Dothideomycetes, Pleosporales, Phaeosphaeriaceae.
AUGUGGCGAGCUAUCUUGUUCCUUACGCUCAUUUUCAUACCGGCGGUAUGUGGUCAGAUGACCGUCACUCCCAUCUUCUCGGAUGUUGCAACCAAUUCCUCAUUUGGCGCCUUCACGUCGCCCAAUGAAACGCACCAUGCUUUUGUAGCGAACGAAACUAUGACAAUAAGUUGGAGAACCUCUCUGGACGCGAUAUACCUCGUCCUCUACCAACGGGACAUUCUAGCAGGCUUGCCUAUAGAACGUAUCGACAAUCCGUCCGAGGGCGAGACGCUUUGGAAACCCUUUAGUAUAGAGACAGGUCCUGGCAUUUCAUCCGAAUUCGUCUUUCGAGCCGUCGUUGAGGGCGGCGACAGUUCAAAAGAAUUCUGGUCGCCAACGUUCUCUAUACUGCGGGAUAGGGAUGAGUUAAACUCUUUACCGACAUUGACAGCGACACCAGCGUCCACACGCAUAGCAUCGAACAUCCAGGAAACAGGCCCCCGGUUCGUAAGCGGAAGCAACUCCCUAUCGACUCCGACUGGAGGACUGAGUAUAGGUCUCACUAUCGGUCUUGCAGCUACAUUCACCGCCGGAUCCGUUGCCAUUGUGGUGUAUCUGCUUUACUUUUUGUACAAGAGGAGGAAACACAAGGCGAAAAAUCUUAAACUCAGUCCUGCAGGCUCACACGAUCCGGACGCUGAUCUGCCAGAGUUGUGCACGUACCAGCCCGUACCACAUGGAUCACCAGGAAAUCCGGUUGAGAUGGAGGUAAAGCCAGCAGAGAUGGAAGGCACAAGGACGUAUGCUGAGUUGCCGGCUGAACCGAGGGAGUUGCCAGAUGUUCGAGACUUGGACGAGCUUGUCAUCGAGCGCCAUGGGUAG